Molecule: messenger RNA, 703 nt
Organism: Neltuma alba
Lineage: Eukaryota; Viridiplantae; Streptophyta; Magnoliopsida; Fabales; Fabaceae
Product: PRA1 family protein B2-like
Exons: 1
Coding region: 1-663 (220 amino acids)
Biological process (GO): vesicle-mediated transport
Cellular component (GO): endoplasmic reticulum; Golgi apparatus
Source: RefSeq, a predicted model, not a curated record
AUGGCCGCUUCAGCCCCGUCCGUCCUCCCCAUUACCAGUACCCAAUCCGCCGGAGCCGGCAACCCUGUCAUUGAAGUUCAGCCCCCACUACGUGCCUUCAUCUCCAAAGCCUCCGAUUCCCUCCGCCACAGCCUCUCCCAGCGCCGUCCCUGGGCCGAACUCCUCGACCGUACCGCAUUCUCUAAACCCGAGACCUUAUCCGAAGCCACCUUCCGCAUCCGCAAGAACUUCUCCUACUUCCGCAUCAAUUAUUAUGCCAUCGGCGCUCUCGCUCUCGCGGUUUCUCUCCUUACAAACCCUUUCUCUCUCCUGAUCCUCCUGGGUCUUCUCGCCGCCUGGGUCUUCCUUUACGUCUUCCGACCCUCCGAUCAGCCUCUGGUUCUUUUCGGUCGAAUCUUCACCGAUUUUGAAACCUUGGUCCUGCUCUCUGGUUUGAGCCUGUGUGUUGUGUUUCUGACCAGUGUUGGGUCGAUUCUGGUGUCGUCGGUGAUGGUAGGUGUGGCUGCUGUUUGCAUUCAUGGCGCCCUGAGGAUGCCGGAAGAUAUGUUCAUGGAAGCACAGGAGAGCUCGCAGCAUAAUAGGUAUGUCGCUUUCGUAGGUGGCGCGGCGGCAGUUAACGCUGCUAUUGCCGCCACCGCCGCAUCUCCGGCCCCUCCACGAUAGAUUGGGGGUAGUGGAACUUUCACUUGAUGCUUUAGUUGAU